AAAAAAAAAAAAAAAAAAAAAAUGAAUGGAAAAUGUGACUUAAUUAAUUGAAGCAGCCCCCCCCUAAAAAAAAAAAAAAAAAAAAAAAAACAAGAAAAGAGCAUCUGCUGCAGUCCGAGAGGGCUUCUUAUGAAAACAUGAGCUGAUGGUGCCACGCCGCUACUGCUGCUGCCGUUGCUGCUGCUGCUGCUGCUCCACUUCGCCUUGUCAACAACAAAACUGGGGGGAGAUUUAUUCUGACAAAACUGCACAAAGUGCACAGAGAGCCAGUCUCUUUUGACCUCAUGCUGAUAUUUGCAAAGCUUCGCCAAAAGUCCCACAGUCCGGCUUGUGCAGACCCAAACAGCUUCUCAUCACUAAGACGCUGAAAUCCGCCAUUCCUCUUCCCUUCCCAAGGUAGUAAAGACUAAACAGACAAAUUCCGGCUGUUUUCUACACAUCCCGGGAUCCAAAGGAUAGGAUAAGAGGGCUUUUCCAUGGGAGGGUGGAGGGCGGAGGGGUCAAGCAACAGGAGCGUCGUGCAGAGCGGGUGCAAAAAGCCACUGGAGUCCCUGUGUGCUGCGUGAAAGAACAGCCGGGAAAAGGGGGGUGGGGAGGGGAGGGGUGGGGUGUGGGGGGUUAAGGCUGUUUGUGCAUGCGUGAGAAAAGAAGAAGAAGAAGAAGAAGAAGAAGAGACGCUCCCGGACUGUUGUCAUCACCGGAUUACAGCUGGAUAAAUGCCCGGAGUUUUCUUUUAAGGAACAGCUGACGUUUACCUGUUGGGUCACUGAAAAAGACCCGGGAAAAAUGGCCGCCACUACGAUAACAAAAGGUGUCCGCCGUGCAGCGAGGAUGAUACGUGCAAGUUAAGGAAGUGUAGUGCAAGAAGGCGGACAUCUCCUGUGAGGAACAACACACUCGGGUGAGUUUUCCCUCGGAACGUCAGAAGUCAUUAGCCGUCGUUGCGCCAGAUGUGCGACCCACUCAGGAGUCCCUGAGAAGCCCUCUUCCCAAGAUGGGAACUGGGGACUCUUUGAGAGUGUGAGAAGAAUCCCCCGCUUCUUUUGGACAGCAGCAGCAAGCACUCUCACUCACACACACACACACACACACACACACACACACACACACGUGUGAAUCCGCAGCCAAGUUGGACGCCAAAGCAGGAAAUGCCACCAGCACAUUUAUCUGUGGGCAACAAGCACUCCUGAACUGGAUCCACUACAAGCCAGACCGUUUGGAUCUGUUUACAACCGCUGGAAGCCAUAUGGCUUUGUCCAAGACCUAGGAGCAUUAAUGUUGGGUGUAUCAGUAACAAUUACACAUCACUGACGCAUCACAAGACCGAGGAUCCAAGAUGUCUACCUACAUGCAACCACUGUUGGUCAGCUUCUCGAUGGCCAUUCUUCUGGGUUUGACCUCUCUGGGUGGACUGAACCAUCGGCCUUCGGGACAGGUUUUGGCCCAGGCUCCACCUAAUAACCUGACAACCGAACCCUCAGUGUUACCAGAGGCUGCACUGGCAACACCGACUCCGGACACAGAGGUCCAAACAGUCCCGGGUGGGGCCAAUCGCUGCUGGGGUUACUACGACGUCAUGGGCCAGUGGGACCCGCCCUUCAACUGCAACGCUGGAAUCUAUAUGUUUUGUUGCGGUUCUUGCUUCUACCGCUUCUGCUGCCAAUUCCAAAUCCACAGUUUGGAUCAGACUUCCUGUUCGAACUACGACACGCCCGUCUGGGCAAACACCGGGCGACCGGCAGCGCCCGUCACAGAGGUUCAACAGGAACCAGACCGCGAUCAAACCCAUAUGAUCGUGUAUAUUAUCUGUGGCGUGGUGGCCAUCAUGGUGCUCAUCGGGAUUUUCACUAAGCUCGGAUUGGAGAAGAGUCAAGGAGGCCAGACGGACAUGACUAAUUCCAGGACUUUGACCGAGCUGCUGAAGCAGCCAGGCGAAGCGGGAGUUGUGGAUGGAACCGGAAUUCACCACCCGAUCGGGACCAAUGGGAUCUCGGCCAGGGCGUUACGCUCCAACAACGAUCAUAACCAUCUGAACAACGCAGCCUUGUCUCCCCUGGGUCCCGCCAUGGCCUUGUCUCACCCCCACAACAACCUGGGAAUCGGCUUCAAUAAGUAUUCCUCACUCAAGGGAGUGGACACAACUCCAAGAGAUUACUACAAGAGCUACCCAAUGGUGGACUACACCCACCGUCAGUCUCCUCCUACCUUCCAGCCAAUCAACUUCCACCCUAAGGAAAAGUCCUUCCUCCCACCGCCCGACAUCCACGCACCGCUGGCCAUCACCAUCAACGCUUCCCAGAUCCCCAAGCCCAAGAUCUCCAAAACCAACACCCACCCUCUGACGUCGGGCUCGGCCUUCAAAGCGUGGGACCCCAGUAAGAGCCACAUCCAGCGCCCUGCUGCGACCCACAUGGUCCUCCAGGGCCAGCAGCACCACCAAAUCCAGCAGCAGCACCACCAGCCCCUGCACCAGCCCAACAGCCGGCGCCAGGCCUACUCCAACAAGAGGCAGUUCAGCAUCGAGACGCUGCCCGAGCUCUUCUCGCAGCCGCUGGGCUACGGCCACUCGCCGCACGUGCACCCCAAGCACAAGGGACUGCCCACCAACAGCAAGACAGAGGUCACGGUCUGAACAUGACGAGCCCGAGAGGAGAGGAACGCUCUGAUAUCUUUUAUAUCCGCGGGGUGAUAUCGUGUAUGAUAAGAGUUUUUUUUUUUUUUUUUUUAACCGCCUUCCUUAUCAUUGUUGAUAACAACAACAAUAACAACAACAAUAACAACGUGGGUACUUUUUUACCACUACUGGAUCAAAACAGCGACAGCAGAUAAGCCGAGAAGGUGUCGGCUAAGCAGGUGGGGGCUAAAUAAUUGAUCGGCUUCUCAGUGUGUUGGCACAGCGUUCGACUCCGUUCCAUCCCACUCGCUCCCGCGCGAGCAACUUCAGCACUGCAAGAAAUCCCACAUGAAGGCAAUAUUUACCCCUAUCCCCCCCCCACCCCACCCCUCUCAGACUGUGGCUUCCCAUCAUCAGAGACAAUGCCAUCGUGUUGUCAGCUCCCACUGC
This is a messenger RNA of Doryrhamphus excisus (bluestripe pipefish), 3064 nucleotides long. RefSeq names its product protein shisa-8. Gene Ontology annotation, biological process: regulation of short-term neuronal synaptic plasticity; regulation of AMPA receptor activity. Gene Ontology annotation, cellular component: AMPA glutamate receptor complex; postsynaptic density; postsynaptic membrane. The record is from RefSeq and is a predicted model, not a curated record. Lineage: Eukaryota; Metazoa; Chordata; Actinopteri; Syngnathiformes; Syngnathidae.